Messenger RNA from Anoplophora glabripennis (Asian longhorned beetle), 2208 nucleotides. It is a transcript of the gene rngo, whose product is annotated as protein DDI1 homolog 2. Gene Ontology annotation, biological process: proteolysis. The record is from RefSeq and is a predicted model, not a curated record. The transcript is spliced from 5 exons. Bases 331 to 1662 code for a protein of 443 amino acids. Gene Ontology annotation, molecular function: protein binding; aspartic-type endopeptidase activity. Lineage: Eukaryota; Metazoa; Arthropoda; Insecta; Coleoptera; Cerambycidae.
GUCAACCUUCAACCCGGUCUUCAAGCGCGGUUCAAAAACUGUUCAACUGCGAAACCGUAGGCGCAGAAACAAAGAAAAGAAACCAAGUUGGUAAACAGAGCCAUUAGCCAAAAAGUGAUUAUUUUUGGACGUACAUUUAAGGCACGGCAAGAAUCGUUUCUUAUUUUUGGCCAAUCAUAAAAGAACAAAUGAACAAUGGAUUGACGGGCGUCUGUCAUUUUAUUAUGUGCUGAGCUGUUGUUCUAGGUUAGAAAACAAUGAAAAAAUUUACUUACUGAUAUUGAGCAGUUUGGUACAUUUGUCGCGAAAUCAACGCAAUAAAAAUUUAAAAUGAAGGUGACAGUGGCUACUUUAACCGAUUUCAUAUUUGUUUUGGACGUGUCUGAAGACCUGGAACUGGAAAAUUUCAAAGCAUUUUGUGAAAUAGAGUCGGGAUUUCCAGCAUCGGAAAUCGUCAUUGCCUUCAAUGGCAUGCCCCUAAUGGAUAAUAAAAAGUCUCUUAAGGAGCUGGGGAUUCGCGAUGGGGAUGCUGUUAUCCUGCAGCAUAUGCAGACUGGGUCUCAGACCAGUCUGGAUCAAAAUCCAGUUAGUUUUGACUUUAGCAACAUAGAAAUUCCAAACAGCGCCAGAAAUAGAGCCACUGAAGAUGAUCCUGUUUUAAUCCGAGAUAUGUUCUUAGCAAAUCCUGAUCAACUGGCUUUGUUGAAACAGAACAAUCCCAGAUUAGCAGAUGCGUUACUCAGUGGAAAUAUCGACACAUUUUCAUCAGUGCUCCGAGAACAGGUCCAGGCUAGACAGGAACGUGAACAGCAAAGAUUAAGAAUGGUAAAUGCAGAUCCGUUUGACACCGAGGCUCAGCGACUUAUAGCUGAGGAGAUUCGCCAGAAAAACAUUGAAGCAAACAUGGAGGCAGCUAUGGAAUAUAAUCCAGAAUCUUUCGGCACGGUUGUUAUGCUUUACAUAAACUGCAGGGUGAAUGGUUACCCUGUGAAAGCUUUCAUAGACUCAGGCGCCCAGACGACGAUCAUGUCGAGUCGUUGUGCUGAAAGGUGCAACAUAAUGCGUCUGGUGGAUACGAGGUGGGCGGGCAUUGCCAAGGGUGUGGGUGUCCAAAAAAUCAUAGGCAGGAUUCACAUGGUUCAGAUCCAAAUCGAGAACGUCUACUUAACCACAAGUUUUUCUGUACUAGAAGAACAGCCAAUGGAUAUGUUGCUAGGGCUGGAUAUGUUGAAGAGACAUCAGUGUUGUAUCGAUCUCCAUGCAAACGUCUUAAGAAUCGGUACGACGGGUACCGAAACGUCUUUCUUGCCGGAAAGUGAACUACCCGAUUGCGCGAGACUGAGCAGCUUGUCCGAGGAGGAGGUUUUGGCACGGUCCAAGAAAGAAAUAGAGGACAAAGAUUUGCAAACUGCUAUACAUAAUAGCAGACAACAAGCUGUCAGCAGUUCCAGCGCACUGCAACCUAACAGUAGUGCCAGUGCAACAAUAGCGAAUUCGAAUACUCAAAGCCUGCUACCUAGUGAUAAGUUUUCAGAAGCAGACAUUAAAGAAAUCACUGCUAUGGGUUUCAGUAGGGAACAGGUCAUUUUCGAACUGAGACGUUUCAACGGGGACAAAACUCAAGCCACCGCCGCACUUUUCGCGAAAUCGCUCAAAUUUUAAUUGCAUUUACCUGUCUCUUGGAUCUUUGGUGCAAAUUUGCAAAGUGCCUCUUUUUAGUUGAAUGCCGCGGUCGAGCAAUAGAUUAAAUGAGUUGUUUUAAUAGUUCGUAAAUUCACUAAAAUUCAGACGAAUAAAAACGUAAAGAUUUAAAUAUAUUCGCUUUAGUUAUAAUCAUUAUUUGCACUCGCGAAAAUUGUACGGAGUGGGCCAGUUUUGACGCUUUUGGAUGGAUUUCAUCAGUUUCCUGAAAAGAGAAAAAAGUAGUUUAUACGACAAGAGCGCUUGAUUUCACGAAAAUCUGAAUGGUGAAAAGUGUAUCUCAAUAUCUUGAAUCGUUUCUCACCAUUGGCCAUUUUCUAUGUUGCCCUACAACUUUUCUGUUUGUGAAAAUUUUUUAAUUUUGCAAUAAGAUUUUACUAUUUUCUAGUUAUUCAGUUAUAACACAAACAUAUAUUUUUAAACUAUAUACAGGGUGUACCAAGCUAAAAUAUUUUCAAGGUCAUCGUACUUUCGGUUAUACCGGAAGUAGAUAUUAACUUUCUUAGU